ACAGCGCCUUGGCAAACUCAGUGCUUCGCCGGCAUCCCGGUCAAGCCGGGUCAUGGCGGUGGAGGUAGAUCCUUUGCAAGUCACGAAUUGGUCCGAGGUCCCGGGCUUGGCGAGAUGGAGCUCCAAGGCCAACACCGAGGCUGAAGUGGGCGCUCCGCCGGCGCCGGAUCUUGCUGGAACUGCGGCAACAUCCUCCGUGCCGGUGGCGACAUCCUCCGCGCCCAAGGCCAGCACCAGGCAGCACAUCGCAAGAAGUGUCGAAUCUGCUAGUAUGGUGAAUGAUGACGGUCACAUUCAGGUGCAGCAUUUGAGGGAGAUGCUCGGAGCUCUUCAGGUCCCAGAAGAGCACUUCGACGUACUCAUCAAAGGCUCGGGUGCAACAGUCGUAGAUGGUCACGUUCAUUUGCAUGACUUCCUUUCGUGGCUCUUCCCGGAGGAGGAGGUGAAGCCACGAGGCACGGGGUCUUUGUUGGAAGGCCUCCAUUCGGGGCAGCUCACCUUAGAGGACACUUGGGUCCAGGCCAGCUUUAUGAUGCAGCUGGAUGAGCUUUUGAAGGCUCAUCCCUAUUUGGAGCCUGGCUCCACGGAAUCGGCUCAUCCCUUGCAGUACUGGGUCACCAGGUGUCGAGCAGCCUUCACCCGGAAGAAGUUCGGUGAGGCCCAGGAGUCCUUGCGGCGCCUCCUGGCAGGUUUGGAGACCGAAAAACGGCAGAUCAGCGAGGCCUUCCGGCGCUUUGACACGGACCACUCUGGGCAUUUGGAUGAAGAUGAGUGUAAGAACAUGUGUGCCUAUUUAGGCUGGGGCUUGGAGGAGGCUAGCCUCAUCGAUCUGGACAAGGAUGGCCUCAUCAAGCUCCACGAUUUCCAGGGCUUCGUCGGACAUAUGGGAGGUGUUCAACAGCUCUUCGAACAUCGACGCCUGCGCAUCUCGUCCAGCCGCAAGGAUGUGUGUGAUCAUGCUGGUUUGGCUGUUGGCUCUCGUGUACGCGCACACUUCUAUUGCCAUGGCCACAAGAGCAGGUCCUGGAGAGAGGCUCAGGUGUUGGCUGUUGGCGUUGAAAAGCGGCCGCAAGGCUCCUUGGGCCCCGUGACCUACGGCGUUCUUUUAGAGUUCGGCUUCGGCUACUCCGAGAAGCAACGGCGCUGGCACGCCAGGCAAGUGGUGCCACCCACCUGGGUUUUAAGCAGUGUGGAGGAUGCUUCUGUACAGCUGGCUUUGCGUGAAAUUGGCCUACUGGAUGAGAGCCAAGCCUUCUGGGCCUUGUUGCUUCCGGAGUCCGAAAUGCGCGCCGUGGAGCGCCUCACGGAUUGUCAGCGAAAGGCGUUGGCCAAUGUGCGGCGCACCUGCACCAAAAGCCACGAGGACGCUUUGCCAGAGGUCAAGGAGCGUUUCGAGAAGCUGGGCUUCACCGGUCGAGAGCUGGAAACCACCCUCGGCUGGAUCCAGGAUAUGGCACCGGUGUGUAUCCACGUGAAUUUGGACCGCAUGGGGCACUUCAUGGAGAGCGAUGAGUUCUACCGGAACCAGUUCGAGACCAAGACCUCCAACGGAGCGUUGGAUCCGGAGAACAACACUCGAAAGGGAUGGGAGCGAGAGCUCUUCGACCACGCCUACGAGGACGCCAAGGGCUUUGACCGAGUGAAGUACGGCGCACUGAAUGUCAUGAACGACUAUCGAGGUGUGGUGAAAGCUCGGCAGUACGGCGAUUCCUACCUCGUGCUCAAGGAUGUGCGCUUGCGCUGCACCAUGUGCUCCACUGAUUCUGGAGGCAUGCGGCACAAUCGCUUGGGCGUGUUGGACAAGUAUGCACACGUGCUCAAGGAGUACAACGAGCGCGAGCUCAAGGGACUGGUGGAGGUGGCCAUGAACGCGACCGCGCCCUCCGACACCAUGGCACCUUCAAGUCCGGAGCUCUUGCGGGGCACCACCGCGGACCCCUUGAAAGAUUGGAUCACCAUCGGCUUCCCCCACUUAGCACAAGACAGUGGCCAGUGGUUCUUUGAGGUCCAUUUGCAUGAGGACUGUGCAGCGCCUCAAGUGGGCCUUCUAAGCAGCCAGUUUCAGAGACUACCGGGCACCAAGAGCAGCCAAGGCGUGGGGGACGACCAGCAUGGCUGGGCGGCAGACGGCUUGAGCGCCUCCCGCUGGCAUGGUGGCAGCAACCGCAGCUGGAGUCAAGUGUGGCCAGCCAAAGGGGCACAAGGAGCUCGGACCUUGAGCAGCCAGGUCUCGGUGAGCGUGGCCGUGGACCUGGGCCGUCGGCAGAUCUUCUUCGCCAGCGACGGGCAAUGGGAGGCACAAGCUGCCUUCACGGAGGAGGACAUCCCUUUGGGAGUUGCCCUCUAUCCAGCCAUGUCCGUGAAGGGCAAAGCCGCCUUUUGCUUUGGGCCUGAGUUCCACCACGGCCCGCCCCCCUUCGGCAGCUUCUCCCGGUGGCCCAACAUCUUUGGCAUCUCGCGGAUUGACAUGCCACGCAUCGGUGAUGAGGAGAUCUUGCAAUUGUACAAGGAGGUGCAGAUCCAUGGGGAAGUGAACCUGAAGAAACACGUGCAACGCUUGGUGGCGGCCAGCAAGUAUCGCGAAGUGCCCAAGACUCAGAGGUCUUAUGCGGUGCGAGUGACUGGCCCUGCGCGGGUGGCUGGAAAGUAUGAGCGUAUGGGCGCACAUGGAGAGAUGCCCUUGUACAAGGGAGAGGCGGGGCAGAAGAUCCAGUUCGAUCCCAGCGUUGGACUCUGGCAGAUGUGCGCUGCCGAAGACGAUUGCUUGUUCACCGCCAAGGCCUUGCCCGGGGUGGAAGAGCCCCCACGUGGCGGAUGGGAAGCACCAGAAGAGUCCUGGGGAUUUCUGCCACUGGACGUCUUUCGUCAGACGGUGUCUUCUUGGAAGCCCCGGCCCAUCUGCUCGCUGGGCCACGGCUUGAAGCCGGAUAAGCGCGGAAGCCACCGCUGUGAUCUGUGCGGGAAGAGUGGCACCGACUACCGGUGCUCGGGCCCUUGCGACUACGACCUUUGCAAAGAGUGCUGGGACCGAUCGUUGGACAGUUGCAGCUCCGAAGCGCCCGUCAGCGAGGAGCAGAUGGUUUCUUUGCUCGAAAAGCUCCAGGGGCAGGACUCGGCGGGGCAAGCGGUGGUCUUUCGCCGUCGUUCCCACGCCACGCUGGCGGCGGAGUGGCCCAAGCUGGGCUCCGCUUUGGGCUCCGCUGAGGAGCUUUGGUCCGAGGCUUUGGAACAGAUGAGAAAGGUGCUGAAAGAGGAAGCAGGGUUAAGUCAUGGACAGGUCCUGGAGACCAGCCAUCCCUAUGACGUCAAGCGCUUCAGCUGGCGGAAGGAAGUCCAUCUAGAUGGAGCCGAUGCUUUGGAGAUCUUCUUCCAUUCCAGGAGUUGUACCUUGGACCAGAAAGCACGCUUCCGGACGUUCACAGGAGGGCUCCGACGCCUUUGUGCCGGCAAGUUCAGUCGCGUCGAAGUGGCCGUGCCAGGCGGAAGUGACAAGGUCUGGGGCACCGUCUUGGAACGCGAAGAAGGUAAAUGGAUUGUUCACCUGGAUACUCAAGAAGCUUUGGGCGCGACUGAGCAACAGCCUUCGACCUGGCCUUCGGUGGGCGAAGAAGUGGAGGCCAAGUGCAACGGCGUCUUCUACCGAGCUACCGUGGCGGAAGUGCGUGAUGAUGGCACGUACUUGAUUGACUGGUUCGAUCGUUCCAGCAAGGAUCGGGAGAAGCAGCGGGCGGACUUGAGAAAACCGGUCCAGAGGCUUUUUGACCAUCGCAGCUUGGACGACUUGCCGCGCUUCGCCGCCUUCCAGGGCCGGAUUUGCAAAGCCAUUUGUUUGGACACGCCCAGCAGCAAGCACGUGAGAUAUGCGGCAGGAACCACGGAGGCUGAUGAACAGGGUGUGGGCCGAAUGGUUGGAGAUGAGAUUGGCGAGUUUGGUCUUGACUUGUCUUCUCCUUUGGCACCCUUGAGCAUCGCCUCCUUUGCCGGCCCUGGCCCAGCUCAGGAGCAAGGAAUUGAAGUGGGUUGGUACUUGGACUUAACCGCGAGUUUGGGAGCUUCCUGGCCUCAACUCUCCCAGAUCUUGGACUGCCUGGGUGGAGGCGACUCCAAAGCCUCCAAUCGACCAGCCUUCAUCGAGGCCUGUUUCCAGAACCUGAAGGAGGUGCAGCAGCGGUUGAACGAGGAUUUGCGGAAGAUGCGCGAUUUGACACUGGUCUUCACCAACAGCUGCUCGCAAUCUCAGGUGGCCAUACUUCCAGAAGCUCACGUGCAGUUCCCCACCGGCACGGCAGCCUCCACAGAGAUUCUGCAGACGGAGCUCCAACAGCAGAGCACCGUCCUCCCAGAUACCGUCACAGUGAGCUGUCACCCACAUGCGUUGGUGAAGUUCGACAAUGGCUCCACGACCUGGUACUGUGAUAACCAGUCACAUGUUUGCACGCGAUCGACCGAAGGGCCGAAGGUUCGUUGGAGCUGCCGCAUGUGUGGCUAUGACCAGUGUCGUGCCUGCGUCCAGCACUACAUGACCAGUAAGCCAUCAAGGAGUCCCUUCACGGUGUCCCUGAAACGCUUGGGUAAGAAGGGCCUGGUGUCUGGCGCUGGAGUGCGCGCAGGGUGGAACUUGGAUUUGGAGAAGACGUUGCACCUGAACCCAACGGUGAAGAACGAGAUCCCAGAGGCUUUCGAGACCUUGACAAGGUUUGUCAAAGAAGCGGAUCAGAAGGCGCCGGACGAAGAGCUCUCCAAAAAGGAUCUGAAAAAGAAGAGGAAAAAAGAACGGAAAAAGAAGAAGGCUGAAGAGAAAGCCGCUGCCGAGGCGGCCGCCACCGAGCCGCCCCCCGCCACUGUCACCUUUGCGGCGGACCUCGGUCCGUCGGAGGAGGCCUUCGCGACGGCGAUGGAGAAAGCGGCUGCGGACUUCGCGGCGUUUAUGGCUGAGUUGGAAGCGCCCAAGGCGGCGGCUGGAGAGGUGCAGCUCCAUGACCGAGAGUUCACCAUCAGCUUGGAGGAGAUGAUGGCUGGGCCAAUGGUGAUGAUGGAGACCGUGGGCAAAAAGAUGGAGGCGAUCAUGACCGAGCUUGGCUGGUCAGACCCCUUUGAGCUGCACAUGAUGCAUCCCACACUCUUGCCGGAGCCAGUGGUGAAGAGCGCCUCUGGCGAAGUGGUUGGCCCCGAGACGAUGAUGAUGGAGAUCUCAGGUGACGACCCCUUUGGCCCCGGCGGCAGCGCAGAGGGCAAAGAAUGCCCCUUCCCCUUGGUCUUCACUUUCAAGCUACCUCGGAAGGGCGAAGCACCCAAGACGACUGAAACAUCGACUGAAGCCAAGAGUGAGACCGAAGCAAAGCCAGAAGAGACGGCUGAAAAGACCAGCGAGGAGGCUCCAGUUGCCGGAGAGGGUGAGGAGGAGGGCGCUGAAGAGGAACACGAGGAAGAGACGAAGGAAGAGGAUCCCCAGGAUCCCAAGGAUGAACCGAAUGUGCAUCCAGUGAAGCCAGUGACUCACGAGGAAGCCCAGGAGAGUUUACAAAAGAUGCUGGAUUUGCCCGGCAUUUGUGUGGCAUUUCAACAUCCCAAGCCACAAUCGACUCAAGUUCACGAGUGCUUCGGCCAGAAGGAGAAGAGUUGCUGGAAGCAUUGCGAGGUGGCGGGUGACUACGCAGAGUUUGAAUUCUCCACCGAUGGUGACAAAGGUGAUUCACCAGAGAAGCGAUGGGGUGUCCUGGCUUUGAUCUUGCCUGCACCAGUGGAGCCAGAGGUGAAGGAGAAGGUGGAAAGCUUUUUGGCGACCUGGACCGAGAAGCUUGAGAAAGCCAAUGGGAAUCAGGAACAACCCCAGGUGGAGCGUGAGGGUUGGGAUGAAGCCCGCUUGCGAGCGCUGUGCGCGCGGCAUGGCUGGGAGUUCGAGUGGAUGACGGAGGAUGGCGAGAGACAACGCAGAGCUCGCGAGCGCUGGGACGUUCUCAAGUUGACCACCACGGCGCUUCCCAGUGACCCAGCCGAGCCAGACGGCACGACCGAGACCGCGGCCUGACCGGAGGCCGGUUCCGCCCGCCCUGUGCGCUGCGGUGCUUGGGGUGCGGAAGAAGGCGCUCAAAGGAGAUGAGAUAGGAUGAGAUAGGAUGAGAAGGGCUUUAGAAUGGUUGGAUGCGAGUUGCGCCACCAAGUAGUUUGCCAUUGUCACCAUUGCCGUUGGUGUGUUUGGUGUUGUUGUUGUGGUGGUGCUUUGAUUUUUAACUGCCUUGAUGUUGGGCUUGUUCGUUUGCAACGAGGGUCCUCAUGACAUUAGGUUGCUGAGUUGGCAGAAAGGUUCAGGGAGAUGGGGUUUGUGAGGAAG
This is a messenger RNA of Durusdinium trenchii, 6331 nucleotides long. The record is from the annotation of a GenBank genome assembly. NCBI's taxonomy places the organism in Eukaryota, Dinophyceae, Suessiales, Symbiodiniaceae.